Xylona heveae TC161 is the source of this 890-nucleotide messenger RNA. Its product is annotated as phospholipid methyltransferas-like protein. The coding region runs from base 94 to 720 and encodes 208 amino acids. Gene Ontology annotation, molecular function: S-adenosylmethionine-dependent methyltransferase activity. Gene Ontology annotation, biological process: phosphatidylcholine biosynthetic process. NCBI's taxonomy places the organism in Eukaryota, Fungi, Ascomycota, Xylonomycetes, Xylonales, Xylonaceae. The transcript has 6 exons. The record is from RefSeq and is a predicted model, not a curated record.
CUACCCUUCGCCCUUUUAAAUCUCUCCUGCCAUUGAGUUGUACGAAGGUGCUGGUCAUCAACAUAGAGACAUUGACCUGAUACAGAAAGGAAAAUGUCUUUCCUCCCAGGCCUCAAAAAUGGCGAGGUCAUCGACUUCAGCCAGAGGAGCUUGAUAGUGGCCGCUGCUUCAAUCGCGUUCAAUCCAAUUUUCUGGAAUACUGUCGCUCGCCAAGAAUAUCAUAGCAAAGUCCUCACCAAAUUGUUCAGAGGAAAUUCAAAGCUGGGUUGCUAUGCGUUAGCAAUCACCAUUUUCCUUCUCGGGAUUUUUAGAGACUCUUUAUAUGAACGAGCAUUGAGAGACCAGCCAACCCACCCCUUCUUCACAGGAGCAGUGUCAAACUUUGCUGCAAUAGUCUUGUUCAUUGCAGGAAACGUCCUUGUCUUGAGUAGCAUGUGGGCAUUAGGUGUCACAGGCACAUAUCUCGGCGAUUAUUUCGGUAUUCUCAUGGACCAACGUGUGACUUCUUUCCCUUUCAAUGUCACCGAUGCGCCUAUGUAUUAUGGCUCUACACUAUCAUUCUUGGGAACCGCAUUGUGGUUUGGCAAGCCAGCAGGGUUACUGCUUACAGUCGAAGUUCUCGCGGUUUACCUUAUUGCCCUGAGAUUUGAGGAUCCAUUCACGGCCGAAAUAUAUGUCAGAAGAGAGCAUGAACAAAAGGCAGCAAAGAAGGCCACGUAGUGGGCAAAAUUCGUCAUAUAUACUCAAUAUAACCAACUUCUGCAUCAACAUAAAUUAGAAGCUUAUUAUUCAACAUAAUCCACGUAUCUCCAAAAUUUUAGAAUAGAUCAGGGCAGUCCGCAAGUCUUUAGAUAUUUUGCAUUAGAUUCACCAUGAAUUUUUACGUCAGA